This is a messenger RNA of Lactuca virosa, 360 nucleotides long. Lineage: Eukaryota; Viridiplantae; Streptophyta; Magnoliopsida; Asterales; Asteraceae. The record is from the annotation of a GenBank genome assembly.
AUGUCGAAGCAUGUUGCAGUCAUCAUUGGCGGAAACAGAAGAUGGGAUCGGUCAAGACGAUUGAUGCCUCAGGUGGGCUACUUGACCGGUGCCAGAACAUUGAAGGUCGUGGUAGAUAUGUGUCGUAAGUGGGGAAUCCAAGUUCUUACAGUCUUCGCCUUCUCAUCUGACAACUGGUUAAGACCCAAAGUCGAAGUCGAUUUCUUAAUGAGACUGCUUGAAAACACAUUAAAAGAUGAAGUUGCUUCUAUGUCGAGUCGCGAUGGGUGGUUCUUGAUGGCUGCUAGUCACGAUCCAAGGGUAAAGGAUAAAGGUUGGUGGGUAUUUGUGGUGGUGUUCUGUGGCCGAAGGGUGGAUUGA